Messenger RNA from Aureobasidium vineae, 1326 nucleotides. Lineage: Eukaryota; Fungi; Ascomycota; Dothideomycetes; Dothideales; Saccotheciaceae. The record is from the annotation of a GenBank genome assembly.
AUGGCGGUGGUCAAGGGCACAGAGCUCGCAAAGCACAAUGACCGAAAGUCUUGCUGGCUUGUCAUCCAUGGCGAGGUAUGGGAUACAACCAAGUUCCUCGAACAACAUCCAGGCGGCGCGAAUUUGAUUCUCAAGUUGGCCGGAAAAGACGCUUCUGACGAGUAUGACCUCUUUCACGAUGCUGAACUCGUCCGUGAGACUCUUGGAUCUGAUGCAAGAAUGGGGACGAUAGAUGUCUCGACCAUACCGAUCAUGAUGGACGGGAAACCGGAGCUGGUACUAGAAGCCAAGAAGAGUCCACCUUUGAGCUCUAUGAUCAGUGUAAAUGACUUCGAGAACGUGGCAGAGAAGAUCAGUAUGAAAGGAAAUGCCAAGGCCUACCAAAAGAUCCUUUUACGUGGUCGAAUACUGCGAAAAGUCAGAAGAGUCGACUGCAGCACCACCAUUCUCGGCUAUCCUUCUGCUCUGCCCAUUUACACUUCACCUGUUGGUCUGGCAAAGUUGGUACAUCCAUCAGGUGAGUGCGCCAUUGCAGCAGCUGCUGGAAAAGAAGGCUGCAUCCAGGUAGUCAAUACUGUUUCCAGUAUGCCGAUCGAGGAAAUCAUGGAUGCACGAAUUUCAAAAGAUCAAGUCAUUUUCUGGCAACUAUAUGCGGACAAAGACUUGAAAAAGUCGAAGGCAUUCAUCGAAAGAGUUGAAAGAGCCGGUGUGGCAGCAAUCUGGCUCACGGUUGACUCUCCUGUGGUUGGAAAUCAAAAGAUGGAGGAAGUUGUCGAGACAACACAAAGCGUCGGCAUUGCAAAGGCAAACACCGGCUUCAUCAACGCCGACCUCGAUUGGGACAUGAUUGACUGGCUACGAAAAUCCACCAAGUUGCCAAUUGUGAUCAAAGGGAUCCAAACGGUCGAAGACGCCGUGUCAGCUUUCCACCACAAAGUCGACGGCAUCGUGCUCAGCAAUCAUGGAGGUAGAUCUCAAGACACCGCCCAGCCUCCACUCCUAACACUCCUCGAAAUCGAUCGAUAUGCUCCCCAAAUCCUUGGCAAACAUAUGCAAGUCUUCGUCGAUGGUGGUAUAAGACGAGGCACCGACAUCAUCAAGGCGCUGGCAUUGGGAGCAAAUGCCGUUGGCAUUGGAAGGCCAGUUUUGUACAGCAUGUCUGGCGGAUAUGGUGAAUAUGGUAUCAGACGCAUGAUCCAGAUACUUCGAAACGAACUGCAGACAAACAUGGCCUUUAUUGGUGCAAGCAACGUCAGGGAGCUUGAGCGCAACAUGGUCAACACGAGCAAGCUGGAAAAAGACAUGGUAGGAUCGGUGAAAUUAUAG